AGCUUGGGUGCCAGAUUGCUGUUACCACACCAAAAUGUAGUAUGCAGAGAAAAAAACUAACAGGUGAAUUUGGAACUUUCGAGGCUUCAUGUGUGCAUUGUAUGAAAGUGAUGCAAAAUGGGUAGCAAGAAGUCGUUUGAGUGUACACACUGCAGCAAGAUACUAACUUCAAAGCGGAACUUGCAGCUACAUGAAAGAAUCCACACAGCUGAAAAGCCAUUUGAAUGUUCACUUUGUGACAGAAAAUUCAUUAGUACGGGAAAGCUCAGUGACCACUUGAAGACACACAAAGGUGAAAGACCUUUUCAGUGCUCAUAUUGCGAGAAAAGCUUUUUUUUAAGACAUCAGUUGACAACACAUGAAAGAAGACAUACAAGUGAAUAUCUGUGUUCCUAUUGUGAGAAGAUAUACAGUAAUAAAUUUGCUUUACAGGAACAUGAGAGAAGUCAUUUAAAUGAAAGGAAAUAUAGCUGCCCACAGUGUGAAAAGAAAUUUAUGAGCAGUUCUGCCUUAAGUCGUCAUAAGAGAUGUCAUGAUGACAAGAAAAAGAUUGAAUGUUCAUUAUGCCCUAAGAAAUUUUUAACAAAGUCUGACUUAAAAAGACAUAUAGCAAUCCAUACGGGUGAAAAACCAUUUCAGUGCACAUACUGUCAAAUGAAAUUCAGUUGUAGAUCAAACUGCAGAACCCACGAACGAAUUCACACCAGGACUCAGCAAAACAUUAUCAUUCCCACAGCUGAAAAAAAAGCAGAAUGUACAGAAAUCUUUCAAGAGAAAUUACAAUGUGCAAAUGUUUCAGAUCAAUUGUUAUCUAAACUUUAUGAAGAAGAGAAAAAGCCUCCCAAGGUUACACAGGAGCAUGAAACAUCCUCUUCUUCCCAGCCUGCUUUGGAAGGUUCUCUCACAAAAGAUGAGCAUCCUAAAGAGAACUCUAGUUCAAGGACAGAGGCAGAUGCAAAGCCUUUUCAGUGUUCUUAUUGUGAAAACACUUUCAGUUCGAAGGGAAACAUGGUACAGCAUGAGAGAAGGAUACAUACCAAUGACAAACCUUUUGAAUGUCCACACUGUGAAAAGAGAUUCAUAACCAGAUAUGAGUUAAAAUUCCAUAAGUUGAAAGUUCACUCCGAGAGGCAUUUUGUUUGCCCAUACUGUAAUUACAAAUUCCAGAGUAAAGCCAACCUAGAUCGACAUAUAAGAAUUAAUACUCAAGAAAAGCAUAUCAGUUGUUCUUAUUGCAGUGAAAAUUUUGAAGCAGACUGUGCUCUCAAAGAACAUGCAGAAAUUCACAUAACUUGUAAAGUAUUUAGCUGUCAGCAGUGUAAUGCAGAGUUCACAGCUAAAUCUCUGCUAAGAAAGCAUGUAGAAAUUCAUGCAAGUAAUGACCAUCUGAAGUGUGAAGAGGAGCCUGCCAGUCCGACUAUUGUGAAAGACUCUGGAGAGGAGGAAGCCUGUAAUGACAACAUAGAUGAGCAGAGGUUUUGUCUUCUAAAUGGAGGUGCCCUGAAGGAGGACAGGUCAUUACGUUCACUUGAGGUACAAAGAGGGGAAUCUCCCACAGCAGAUGGUCAUUAUCAAAAUGGUACAAGUUCAAAUUCAGAGACACAUAUAGGGGGAAAACUAUAUGGAUGCAUGGAGUGUAAAAAAUAUUUUAAAUCAAAAUCCGGUUUAAGAAAGCAUGAAAGUAUACACUCUGGUAAGAAAGGUUUCCAGUGUUCACAAUGUGGAAAAAAGUGCAUCUCUAGGGUAAUGUUGAAAACACACCAGAAUGUUCAUACCGAGAAGAAGGUAUUUGUUUGUCGUUAUUGUAAUGGGGAAUUUGCCACAGAAAAAACUCUCAAACAACAUAUAUCAUUGUAUACUGCAGAAAAAAACUAUAAAUGUCCUCAUUGUGAUAAAGUAUUUGAAGCAAAGUGCAUUCUUAGAGAACAUGUGAGAAAUAAAGGCUGUGAUAAGAAGCUUAACCUGGAUACUUUAAUUCACACAAAAAAACAGGAAACAAAAUCAUCACUUACAACUCUUUUGAGGAGGAUUCGAAAGAGCAGGCCACAGGAAGAGAUGAGCAAAGAAAGAGCUGACCUGAAAUGUCUUCCACUAAGAGGGGAAAAUUCCCCAGCAGUAGAUUCAUUGAAGAAUGAAGAGUCUCCUCCUCCCCCAGUAGUACAAGAUAUAUGUCUUGCUAGGGAUUGGCACUGUCCUGAGAACUGUAGUUUACAUGCUAGCAUAGAGGCACGUGAAAUUAUAUUUAAAUGUUCUCAUUGUGAAGAAAAAUUUAGAGUUGAGAAUGACUUAGUCCUACAUGAAAAGACACAUACCAAAGAUACAGCUUUCCAGUGUUCACAGUGUGACCACAAAUUUGGUUCAGAGAAUGACUUGGUGCAACAUGCAGAAACACAUAAGCAUAAAGGUUUCCGGUGUUCACAGUGUGAUUGUAUAUUUCCUUCAGAAGAAGAGCACACACAGUGCAAAGGGAAGGUAUCCCUUGCUUCUCUUUUAAGAAGACACCGGAAGAGCUCACAGAGGGAAGAAGUAGAGGUAACAGACCAAGUGGAUCUUCCUCAAGUUACUGAAAAUCCCCCAAUUUGUCCUACUAUGGAUUGCCACAUGCCACUGGAAGAAAUUAAUGAAGAAAUAACAGACCUGAAAUGUCUUCCACAAAUAGGGGAAAACUCCCCAGCAGUAGAUUCAUUGAUGGGAGAAGAGUCCCUUCCUCUCCCAGGUAAACAAGAUGAAUAUCAAGCUAAGGACUGUCACUGUCCCGAGAACUGUAGUUUACAUGCCAGUGCAGAGAUGCAUGAAAUUCUCCUUGGAUGUUCUCAUUGUGAGGAGAAAUUCAGAGUUAAGAAUGACUUAAUCCUACAUGAAAAGACACAUACCAAAGAUAUAGCUUUCCAGUGUUCACAGUGUGACCACAAAUUUGUUUCAGAGAAUGACUUUGUGCAACAUAAAAAAACACACAAGGAUAAAGAUUUCUGUUCACAGUGUGAUUGUAUAUUUCCUUCAGAAGAAGAGCACACACAGUGCAAAGGGAAGGUAUCCCUUACUUCUGUUUUAAGAAGACACAGGAAGAGCUCACAGAGGGAAGAAGUAGAGGUAACAGACCAAGUGGAUCUUCCUCAAGUUACUGAAAAUCCCCCAAUUUGUCCUACUAUGAAUUGCCACAUGCCACUGGAAGAAAUUAAUGAAGAAAUAACAGACCUGAAAUGUCUUCCACAAAUAGGGGAAAACUCCCCAGCAGUAGAUUCAUUGAUGGGAGAAGAGUCCCUUCCUCUCCCAGAUAAACAAGAUGAAUGUCAAGCUAAGGAUUGUCACUGUCCCGAGAACUGCAAUUUACAUGCCAGUGCAGAGAUGUGUGAAAUUCUCCUUGGAUGUUCUCAUUGUGAGGAGAGAUUCAGAGUUAAGAACGACUUAAUCCUACAUGAAAAGACACAUACCAAAGAUAUAGCUUUCCAGUGUUCACAGUGUAGCCACAAAUUUAGUUCAGAGAAUGACUUUGUGCAACAUAAAAAAACACAUAAGGAUAAAGGUUUCUGGUGUUCACAGUGUGAUUUUAUAUUUCCUUCAGAAGAAGAGCACACACAGUGCAAAGGGAAGGUAGCCCAUACUUCUCUUUUAAGAAGACACUGGAAGAGCUCACAGAGGGAAGAAGUAGAAGUAACAGACCAAGUGGAUCUUCCUCAAGUUACUGAAAAUCCCCCAAAAGAUUCAUUACAAGCAUUGUGUCCUGCUCAUGAUUGCCACUGCCCUAAAAACUGCAGUUUACAUCCAAGAAAAGAGAUAGAUAAAAGACUGUUUAGGUGUUCACAGUGUAAGAAAAAAUUUACAUCAAAGAAUGAAUUGAAACUACAUAAGAAGACACAUACUUGUAACAAACCUUUCUAUUGUGCACAGUGUAAGUGCAAGUUUAGUUUGGAGAAUGAUUUAAUACAACAUGAAAAAACACAUGCUAAGAUAAAAGCUUUCCAGUGUGUACAGUGUGAGUGCAGGUUCAAUUUAAAGGAUGACUUGAUGCAGCAUGAAAAGACACAUGUUGUGGUAAAAGUUUUCCAGUGUGCACACUGUAGGUACAGGUUCAGCAAGGAGGAUGACUUGAUAGAACAUGAAAAGUCACAUGCUAAGGUAGAAUCUUAUCAGUGUACACAGUGUGAAUUAAGAUUUACUUUAGAAAAUGACUUUAUACAGCAUGUGAAGAUGCAUGCUAGUGACAAAUCUUUCAUUUGUUCACAGUGCAAGAUAAAGUUCACCACAUUGUCAGAAUUAAAACAACAUGAGAAAAUUCACACAGAUGAAAAGGGUUUUGUGUGUUUAUACUGUGAAAAGAAAUUCUCUGUGAAAUUGGACAUGUUAAGGCAUAUGAAAAGAAAUUCUGGUAGGAAGCAGUUUAAAUGUACAUACUGUGAUAAAAGUUUCAAGGCAAAGUGCAUUCUCAGAAUACAUGUAAGAAUCCACCAAGGUGAGGAGCCAUUCCAUUGUACUUUGUGCAAUAUGAAUUUCAUUUGGAGGUCCCAGCUAGAUCAUCAUAUUAAGAAUCAUGGAAAUGAACAAAAUACAGAACACAUAGAUAAGUCAACCAUAUUGUCUUUGAUACGAGAAUAUAAAAAGAAUGGUAGAAACAGAAGAAAAUCUAAUCAAAGGCAGCAGCAUCGUCCACAUGCAAUUAGGCAGUAUAAUCGUUCUCAUGCAGGCAGGCAGCAGCAUCUUCCAGUAGUUAGGCAUCACAUGGUGACAAGGUCCUCAUCCCGGCAAAAAGCAGGCUUGGCUGUUGCAAGUGAAUCUCCUCUAAGGGAGGGUAAAUCUCAAAGAGAAUUUAAAGAAUGUCUCACAGAUGAAGAUUGGGCUCAAGAAGCUCAAGAAGCAAUUGAAUACCUUUCAAAGGAAGGGUGGCUGCAGGAAAAAUAUCCCCUUAUUAGUGAAUUUCCCACAGAGGGAAGUUGGGAUAUAGAAGCUCAUGAGGAUGUUGAAUUUUAUACUCAGGAAGACUGGCUGCAGCAUAAUUUACCUGCUGUUGGUGAACUUCCUAUUGAGGAAGAUUGGGCUCAGGAAGCUUCUGUUACAAGAGCAUAUUCAGUAGAGGGAGGCAGGUUACAAGAAGAGCUUUCUUUUGUCAAAAAAUCUCCCACAAUGGAGAGUUGGCCUCAUCUUAUUAGUGAAUCACCCACAAAGGAAAGUCAACUCGAAGAAAACUUUCUUGCAAGAGAAUCUUCCAUACAGGGAGGUCAGUCUCAAGAAAACCAUCCUACUGGAAAAUCUCCCACACAGAAAGUUCAUAACCAAGAAAAUCUUCAUGCUGAAAAAUCUCCCAUACAGAAAGAUAAUCAAGAAGAGCAUCCUCCUGCAGAAAAUCAGUUUCAAGAAAAGCUUCGAACUGAAGAAUUUCACCUACAGGAUGAUUAUGUUCAGGAGGAUCUUCCUGCUAGAGAAUCUUCCAUACAGAGAGACCAUGUUCAAGAAAAUCUUCCUGAUGAAGAAUAUCACCUACAGAGAGGUUAUGUUCAGGAAGAUCUUCCUGCAAGAGAAUCUCCCAUACAGAAAGAUUAUGAUCAAGAAUAUCUAUCUGAUGAAGAAUCUCACCUACAAAGAGGUUAUGUUCAGGAAGAUCUUCCUGCUAGAGAAUCUCCCAUACAGAAAGAUUAUGAUCAAGAAUAUCUUCCUGAUGAAGAAUUCCACUUACAGAAAAAUCCAUUUCAAGAAAAUCAUCUUCCUGCUAGAAAAUCUCCCAUGCAGAAAGAUCACCCUCAAGAAAUUCUUCCAGCAAGAGGAUCUCCUUUACAGAAAGAUCAGAUUCAGGAAAACUGUUUGACAAGAGAAAUGCCCAGAAGAGAAGGUUCGCUGCAAGAAAAGUUUUCUGGUGCUACAGAAUCUCCCACAAAGACGAGUGGGAUAAAGGAAAACCUUUCUAGUGCCGCUAAAAGAAGAGCAUCGCAAACAAAGAAAGAUCAAGGUCAAGAAAACUGCAUUACAAGAGAAUUUUCUACAAAGAAAGUUUGUUUGCAGGACAAUGUACCUGUUGGGAUAAAGGCAAAGGAUAACUUGCGGAUAUUCAUAUCAAUUCUGAUAGAAAAUUUAGAGUGGUCUCUAAAGAAUAGGUAUGUAAGAAGGAAGCGGAGAUCUCAGACAGGCCGUCUUUGAUUACUAUUGAAAUUUGGACUUUUAGGGACACUCAUAGGAGAUAUAAUCACUGGAAACAAUUUAUAGAGAAUUGCAACUUAUAUUAUUUUAUCUGUUUUAUAGUCAGUGACAAUGUUAGUACAAAGAAUUUAUAAUAAAGGUAUUACUUAUUUCA
This is a messenger RNA of Penaeus vannamei (Pacific white shrimp), 6280 nucleotides long. Lineage: Eukaryota; Metazoa; Arthropoda; Malacostraca; Decapoda; Penaeidae. The record is from RefSeq and is a predicted model, not a curated record.